Messenger RNA from Penicillium egyptiacum, 1944 nucleotides. The record is from the annotation of a GenBank genome assembly. Lineage: Eukaryota; Fungi; Ascomycota; Eurotiomycetes; Eurotiales; Aspergillaceae.
AUGGGCAACACUCACUCGAAAGCCAAAGCUGAGACCUACCGCUCCAACCGCCUUUCAAAGCCCCUGACCAAGAAGUUUAAUGCCAGUCAAAGUCCUCAACAUCCCGAAACAGACCCCCCAACGAUCAUCAAUUCAGGGCUGAUAGGGUGGCAAAACCCUUGGGUUGGCAACAAUAUCUCCAGUACGCCUGUGGAAAAACGGGGCAGUUAUCCCAAGAAAGCAGAGAUCCCGCCCACCCUUUUUGAAACAGACUCGUCCGAGGAGAGCCCGACUGAGGAUCGAACCUUUGUAUAUGAACAGAAUCCCACGCAGCGUGGUCUAAGCGGCCCAAGCCUGUUGAGCGCAAGCUCUUCGAGAAGGACAUCGUACCAGUCGGAUACGUGGGAAUCAGCUUCUCAAUCCUCGCCUCUUUAUGAACAGCCACCAAGGCGGGCCAGUUCGACUCGAACUCCUCUACAGAGACACAACAGCGCUGUCUAUGACCACAUCGGCGGUGCAACAUCUUCCAACACCCACUUCUUGGUUGGCAACCAACGGUUCUCAUUAACGCGUCGACGAUCGCUCCUCACACGACCUGGAGUUGCGACCAGACGAACAACAGGCGCAAUUCGACGCGUCCCAUCCCCCAUUGGAGAGCCUGCAUGCCCGAUCGAGGAUCCGACUGAGUCGACUGUUUUGCAAUGGCCAUUGCCUUCGAGCUCUAGAUCGCUGCGUCUACCAUCCCCAGUGCGGCCGACGAGUCCCAUGGAAGCCCGAUAUACUCAGCUCGGGGCACUCAAAUUGGGGUCUUUGCGAGUUGUAAAUGGCUCGGUCUCCCCAUGUCCGAGCGAACGCAUUCCUCUCGAUGGUCCCUGCGCUCCAGGCCCUGGUCUUGGCCUUGAUAACAUAGAAGUCCUAGGGCCUAGCAGGGGGUCGAUGCUGGAGAUUCCAUCCUUACCCGACAUGAAGAAAACAGACGAUGCUCCGGGCAGUCCGUUCUCUUUCGAAAAGUCGCCUACUAUCACAGUCCAGCAUCGAGCAAUAUCAUUGUUUCCUGGGGAUCUGGAAGAUGAAGGGAUCGUCCUCUCCGAUGAUACCAGAAUUCAGUUGGAAAAAGGUGCUAUGGACGCUGGUCUUACCCGGAGCACGCCACGAUCCCUCAACAAGUCCGACAGUGGCUACAGCUCUGCCACCUCAGUCUACUCCAUACAGCGGAGCCGGACUCACAGUUCUGCUGGCUCACAGACGUCUAGCUCAUGUGGUGCUGACAGCUCAAAGAACGUUUCUAUUUUGAAAGACUCGGCUUCAGGUCGACCAGGCGACCAAGUGCAGCGCCCUCUGAGCCUGCAGACGAAGGCAGAGAACUACUCAAGGUCGUACCCAGCCGCUGCUCGCUGGUACGAUUCGAGCGACACAACCCCCCUCGCUCCGUCGCGAUCGCGUCGGUCAACUUUGUGUGCACCCCGAUAUACGGAAUAUUCUUCGCCGCGGGACUCCUUCGAAGUCAAGUCUACCGCCGUGGUCUCUGUUCCACACCAGAGCCAACAAGGCUUUACCAGGGGACCUUUCUAUGGAGAUCGAUUGUCCUUGGGCUCGUUUGAUCUUGCAUCUUCUACCGGGUCGGCCGCAACUGGAGAAUCACAACUCAGUCGCCAACAGUCGACUACUGAAAACAAGGAGCGACUUCGCAGCUCGGCCUCCGAGUAUCAAAUUCAUGAAGAGUACAAUAGACAACUCUCUCGAUCCAAAAGCCGACUGGGAAGUCGCAUCUGGAGCAAGAAACCAGGCGUUGAAGUUCCCCCGCUGCCCACUGUUGCGUCCCCAGGUUAUUUGCAGGAUGACCUUGACCUUGAUGCUGAAUUAACUCCCUCUGAGCCGAUGCGAGGUCGGUCUCGAAGUCGAACCAAUGACUAUCACCGUCGUCGGUUGACGAAGGCCCGUCCCCAGCCGGAUUUGUGCAUAUGA